AUGGCCCUGCGGCCUCUCCUGCUGCUGCUGCUGCUGCUGGCCCUGGAGCCCCUGCACCGGCCGCCGCCCGCCGCCGCCUCGGCGGGGUCCCGGGCCCGCGGGAACCGCACCUCCGACGGCCCCGUCGGCGUCCGGAGGCCCGGGCCCGGCCGGGGCGGCCGCGAGGCCAACGGGACGGCCCGGCCGCCGGGGCCGGAGCCGGCGGGGUCGAGGCGCGGGGGGCGGCCGGGGGUCGGGCCCGGUCCUGGUCCCGGUCCCGGUCCCGCCGUCAGCUUCGAGACCUGCUGGGGCUACUACGACGUGAGCGGCCAGUACGACAAGGAGUUCGUCUGCAACAACAGCGACAGCGGCUACCUGUACUGCUGCGGCACCUGCUACUAUCGCUUCUGCUGCAAGAAGCGGCACGAGAAGCUGGACCAGCGGCAGUGCCGCAACUACGUGAGCCCCGUCUGGGUGCAGACGCCCAGCACCCGCCUCGUGUCCCCGGGGCCCGAGGACCGCUACGACCCCGACCAGGACCGCACCAACUUCACCGUCUACAUCACCUGCGGGGUCAUCGCCGUCGUCAUCGUGGCCGGGGUCUUCGCCAAGGUCUCCUACGACAAGGCCCGCCGGCCCCCGCGGGAGAUGAACAUCCACAGGGCCCUGGCCGACAUCCUCAGGCAGCAGGGACCGAUCCCGAUAGCACACUGUGAGCGAGAGACCAUCUCCGCCCUCGCCUCCUCGCCAAAAGAGAACACGCCCGUCAGAUCCACCGCCAAGACCCAGUUCACCCCGGUGCGCACCGCCAAGCCCGCCCCAGGGCUCUACAGCAAGGACAGCCAUCGUGGCGGGGGCCCGGACCUCCACAGCUUCAUCUCGUCCGGCUUCGUCACCCUGGGGAGAGGACACACCAAGGGCGAUCUGCAGCAAAGUUAUAACCACCUGAUCCUAAACAGCGGCACCCAGACCCCUACGAAUGAAAAACCCCGAAUGAGCAUCCUCACGUCGGCCACGGAGCCCUAUGACCUCUCCUUCUCCAGGUCCUUCCAGAAUCUGGCUCACCUGCCCCCGUCUUAUGAGUCCACCGUGAAGACCAACCCGAGCAAAUACUCAUCCCUGAAGAGGCUAACCGACAAGGAGGCGGACGAGUACUACAUGAGGCGGCGACACCUGCCGGAUCUGGCGGCCCGCGGCACGCUCCCGCUCAGCGUCAUCCACAUGUCGCAGAAGCAGCCGACCCCGCGUGAGCGGCCCCGCCGGCCCAUGCGGGCCAUGUCCCAGGACCGGGUCCUCUCCCCAGAGCGGGGUCGGGCCGACCCGUUCGCCCCGUCCCCGGAGAGGAUCCUGUCGGAUGAGCGGCUGCUGUCGGCCGAGCUCCUGCGCUCCCAAGACCCGCUGCUGUCACCAGAGCGGGCCGCCUUCGCCGAGCCGGGCCCCCCGUCCGGGCUCCCGUCCGGCCUCCAGCGGGCCCUGUCGCACACCGACGUCUUCGUGUCCACCCCGGUCCUGGACCGCUACCGCAUGACCAAGAUGCACUCCCACCCCAGCGCCUCCAGCGACUCGUACCACACGCUGGGCCAGAGCCGGAGCGCCGCCAAGCGCCAGGCCUUUGCGUCGCGGAGGCACAACACUGUGGAGCAGCUGCACUACAUCCCCGGCCCCCAGCACUACCACACUGCCAGCAAGACCGAGGUCACUGUGUGACGCGGGCCGGUCGGGGCCAGGGUCCUUCCCUGCCUUGGGGCCGCAACGCCCCAGGCCCGCGCCCCCUUCCUUGGCACCACUUCCAUUUCCCGUCCUCUGGCUUUGGCGGGCUUGCGAGGGGCCGGGGGGGACGGGGACGGGCGGCGUGCUGGGGGACGGCCCCUCCCACGACCUUCCCCUGCUCCGGUCCCCGUGCCUCCACUCUCUGCCCCAGCCCGGCGGUCAGCGCCAGUCCAACUGAGAGCCACACCUCUCCCUCCCCACCACCUUCUGGGACGACCUCGAGAGCUAGAGGAAAGGGCUGGGUCUGCCCCAGCCCCUCCCCGAGCUGGGUGGCCGGGGAUGCCGGUAGGGUCACUGACCGGGCCCCCGAGUCCGCGAGAGCCGUCCAGCUCCCGUGGGUCAGCACAGCCCCGGGGUGGCCGAGUCCAGCCCAGUCUGUCACGCCCUCCACCUGCAUCUCAGAAUUCUUCUAGUGCCUCAACCGCCUGCGUGCCGCCUCCCCGAGCUGGGCCGCCGCCGCCGCCCCAAAGCACAAGUCCCCUCCCUGCUCAUCCCCCGGCCGCUCCCAGGCUGCAUCCACCACCCACCCCCACCCCCGUGGACUCCGGCCCCACCGCUGCUCUCACACCAGCACCCUCUCCCGGCCGGGACCCCCACCCGACCCUCGGGUCCCGGUUCGCAGCUGCGCCCCUCUGCCCCGCGCCCUACCCGGACCGACGUUUCCGCGGGCGUCAGCCGGUCCCGAGAGGAGCGGCGGGACCGAGGGGGCCUGGGCGGGCGGGGCCGGUCACGACCCUCUUCGGCCCAGGAUCCCGAACUCUGCCCCGGAUCGGGCGUCGCCGGCCGUCCGACGGAGUCACCGCAUUCAUCCGCCAUCCCACUCCCUUGGGAUCGGACUCUGACCCAGAGGGGCAGUGAUGCUAUCGCUGUACGUGCCUGCCCCGCUGCCCUGUCGCCUCCCUGCCCUGCCACGGCCCCUUCCCCUGCCCCUCCCCGGCAGUCCCGUCUCCUCCACACAAGCUACUCACAGGCCCCUGUUGACAGUCUGAACCCAAAGGGAAAGGAACACAAAUUAGAACAAGCAAACAGGAAUUCCUAUCUUCACCCACUGACCCAACCCCAGGUCCCCAAGUUUCCCUCUUCUCCUCCCUUUCUGCUCCCCGUCUCUGCUCAGGCCACUCCCUGCCCCUGGCAGAGAUUCAGCUAGAGUGAGAAGUUCCUGAGCCCCUGCGGUCCCGCAGUGGCCACGGGGUGAGGUCACCUGCUCAGCCCCCAUUUCCACCUCUUCCCUUCUCGGCGGUCACUUCUCCCCGGGGGGUGCCAGAUGAGAGGAGUGUUGUGGAGCACCCCCCCGGGGUGCGGGGGGGGGGGGGGGAGGGUUGUUGCUGACCUCUGGCCUGGGCUCCCCGACCCCCUGUGGCCUCACUGACUGGAGGCCACUCCAACCGGAUGAACUCACCUUGAACCAUCAUCUGGUCAGGGUGGACGGGGAGACUGUUGGUUGGAUGCCAGCCCCGGAUGGCUGGGAGGCCAGAGGACAGCCAGGUGCUCCUGACAACUCCCAGUAGCCUUUGCAGCCCGAUCCCAGGGCCAACCCCUCAGCCCAGCUACCCAGAGCAGAUCGGGCUAUUUCCUGGCAAAUCUGCUUGGCCCAGCCCGGGCCUCAGCAGGGGGUGCCUUAGCCCCAACCUCCAGAAGGGCAAGCCGAGGAGCCGGAGAGGGUCCCUCCGUGUCAGGUGGUGAGGAUGAACGACACCGGAGCCUCCCAGGUUCCAGCCCAAGCUCUGCCCCCCUCACAGUCCUGCCCUCAGCCCGGUGGGCUCAGCCUUCACCUCCUCCACUCUUCUCUGGUCUUGUCUAUCUUCCUUAAGCUAGGACAGGAAUGGCAGAGGAUGGACGCUAGAAUGGGGCAGUUCCCGGCUCAGGGGCGCCUGCGGUGGAUGGGGCAAUGAUUGGGUCUGAGGUUUCCGGGUUAUGGAGUAGUCUGCAGCUGCCGGGCCCUAACGGGUCAAACCUGCAGGGCAUGCCGGCUUGGGGUGGCCCUUGCUCCUCCCCUCCUGGGCUAGGCUGAGCUGGAACCCUUGCCCGCCCUUUCUCUGCUGGUGAGUUUUGGCCUGUCUUCCUUCUCCUCCUUCUCAGGCAGAUUCCCCCAGCUGCUGCCUCCUUGUAUUUCCCCCGGGGGAACCGUGCCCAGGGGCGGGGACACGCCUCUUAUCACAUCUCUUGCCCCCACAAAAACCCACCCCCCACAACCCCGAGGACUGGUCUCCCCCCAUGGGCAGAAAAGGGCAUACAGCCGGACAGGUGGACGCUGCCGCGCCGGGGGACACCGAGAAGCUUGGGGUAUCAUCAUGCGGUCGGAGGUGGGUGGCGGGGAGGCCCGGCUGGGACCGCGAACCCUUUCUCCCACCUCACCACCCAUUCACCCCUACUUGAGACACAGGCUCCUUCGGCCCAAGCGACCGGCCUUGACCCCGCGUGGGCUCCCCGGGCCUUGGGUCACGUCAGGCGAUUUCUACCUUCACGGGGGCGACUCGCCCUCCCCAGACAGAGCGUCCGGGGUCCCAGCCCCCUUCUCGGCUCCCUCCCUGAAGGCCGAAUCUGGUCCCGGGGUGGGGGCGACCCAGGGAACGCUGGGAGCGGCCGGCUGUACGACUAACACCUUGUGAGAAUUUCUCCUUUCAUUCAACCGCAUUUAUUGAGCGCUUACUAUGUGCAGAGCACUGUACUAAGCACUCGGGAGAGUACGCUAUAAUUCUAAAGAGACACAUUCCCUGUCGACAACGAGCUUUCAUUCAAGAGAGGAGUAAUCUGGAAGACAGGUACCAAUCUCGGUCCCGGGGAUGGUGGUGGGGGCAAGCCUCUCGCCCCGGAGACGCCAUCCCUCUGCUCCCGGGGGGGUGGGGCCAUUAACCCGACUCAUAACUGAGCGUCAGCCCCCGCCCCCUCACCUCCCCUGGGGGUCUCCCCGGCCCUAGGUGCGGAAGGCCCCCACCUUCACCCAUCCACUUCUGGUGUCCCGGCGGCCGGGCCCCGGCGGGGGGCGCCGUCCAAGUGGAUUUGGGUUCUCGGUCGCGACUGUUUCCCGACCCCGUUGUUAGAUUUCCCUGUAAAAGCACAUUCGGGUGUACUGUAGGCAAGUGUCCGUUUAGUAAGGUUUAGAGUCUUAAGGAUUUUUCCACUUUUGUCAGUAACAGAUAUUUACGGAAGCAAAAAUAAAGCAAUUUCAAAAUACGCCUCCC
Ornithorhynchus anatinus (platypus) is the source of this 4931-nucleotide messenger RNA. RefSeq names its product shisa family member 6 (gene SHISA6). The coding region runs from base 1 to 1686 and encodes 561 amino acids. Lineage: Eukaryota; Metazoa; Chordata; Mammalia; Monotremata; Ornithorhynchidae. The transcript has 6 exons. The record is from RefSeq and is a predicted model, not a curated record. Gene Ontology annotation, cellular component: postsynaptic membrane; postsynaptic density; dendritic spine membrane. Gene Ontology annotation, biological process: regulation of AMPA receptor activity; regulation of short-term neuronal synaptic plasticity.